Messenger RNA from Trichoplax adhaerens, 768 nucleotides. RefSeq lists its product as uncharacterized. Bases 1 to 768 code for a protein of 255 amino acids. The record is from RefSeq and is a predicted model, not a curated record. The transcript is spliced from 7 exons. NCBI's taxonomy places the organism in Eukaryota, Metazoa, Placozoa, Uniplacotomia, Trichoplacea, Trichoplacidae. Gene Ontology annotation, cellular component: membrane.
AUGGGUUGUGGAGAGAGAUGUAUGCUGAUUUCAUUUUAUAUCAUCACCUUUGGCUUUAUGGUCCUUGGAGCAGCUUUACUUGGGCUGGGUAUUUAUAUUCGGACUAAUGGAAAUGGUUUAGAUAUUGUUGUCGAUACAUCAUGGCAUACUGCAGCAUAUAUCAUGAUCGCAAUUGGCGUAAUGGUCUUCUUAAUUUCACUACUGGGAUGUUUAGGAGCAGUAAGGAAGAGCACAUGUUUACUUGGCACGUAUCUUAGCUGUAUGAUUGCUAUAUUCAUCGUGGAAUUAGCAGGAGCCAUUUAUGCUGGUAUUAAUCGCACUGCAGUUGAAAGCACCAUCAGAAAUAAAUUUAGCACGGAAGUUAAAGAUUCAUACGGACAACCUCAAAAAAAUGCUAUUACAACAGGAAUCGAUCAAAUCCAAACACUGUUCCAAUGCUGUGGAAUAGAUUCGCCUUUUAACUGGACCAAUUCGAAAUGGUCGAACAGCAAGCCAGUAGGGAAUUAUGGUCCUCCCGUUCCAGAUUCUUGCUGUAAAAUGGAAAUGCCAAACUGUGGUACUAAUCCAGCUAAUCAUUAUAAUGAAACCAUAUUCACAGAAGCAAUCUAUCAACAGGGGUGCUAUAUCAAAAUUCGCGAUUUAAUCUCUAAUAAUAUAGCCAUCGCAAUCGCUAUUUUAGCAACAUUUGGCUGCCUGCAGAUAGUUGGCCUCCUAAUAGCGAGGUUGCUCUAUAGUACUCUCGGUUAUGAGUAUGGUUAUGAGAUUUAA